Hirsutella rhossiliensis is the source of this 1431-nucleotide messenger RNA. Its product is annotated as argonaute siRNA chaperone (ARC) complex subunit arb1 domain-containing protein. Gene Ontology annotation, biological process: regulatory ncRNA-mediated gene silencing. The record is from RefSeq and is a predicted model, not a curated record. Lineage: Eukaryota; Fungi; Ascomycota; Sordariomycetes; Hypocreales; Ophiocordycipitaceae. The transcript has 3 exons. The coding region runs from base 1 to 1431 and encodes 476 amino acids. Gene Ontology annotation, cellular component: ARC complex.
AUGUCACCCGAGCCUGCAAAGGAUUCCGCAGCCCUUGAGCCUGCGUCGCCGCCCCUGACGCCGGCCCAUGAAUCGGCCGCAGCGCUCCAUGGCGAUGCAGAGGCUCAGGCCGCCGAUGCUGAUGAUAGCAACAAGGCGCAGGCUGCAGGGCUAAAGAAGAAGAAGAAGAACAGGGGCAACCGCAAGUCAGCCGCCAAACGAGGGCCCACGGCUUUGCCCAAGAACCGCGGAACUGGGUUCGAAGAAUUCUUUGCCGAUCCGCCCUUGACUCCCGACGAAGCCUCGGAGGAAAAGGAUCACAUAUAUGCAAGGCGCAUCCAGUCUUGCAUCCAACGCUUCCGGGCCCGCCGACGUCUCAGCCCGGAGCAGUCUCGCUAUUUUAACGAGUAUCUCUUCCUCGGCGGCAUCGACACCUCUGGCAAGGCCUUUGGCGGACUCGAGGAAAAGGACACCCGGACUCUCACCCCGGCCGAGCGGCUGGAUGCCACGGCCACUGACGCGGUGCACAGCGGCUCCGCUGCCGACGACAGGUACUACCACGGCGAUGACGAGCACUGGAGUGUCGACUUUACCGGCGUCCUCGCUGGCUUCUUCUCCACCUCGCUGCUCAUCAUGACGGGGGGUGACCUCCAAAAGAUGGAGACUGCGGCCGCUCUCGCCGAGAACUUCCUCAAGUACAUUUUGCAUCACGACGUGUGUCCUGAGUACGAAGACGACGUCAAGCGGGCCCUUCGCCUCUGUACGGACGCAAGAGAGGAAUGGCCACUGCUGGACGAGCUGCAGCAUUCGUUGCCCGGUGCCUUUCACCUGUCGGCCAUUGACCUCUUUUCUCCCCCAAGUCCCGAGGACUGGAAUUGUUCCAGCCUCCGGCUCCCCGAAGGCUUCGAUGCCAAAGCCAUCUUCUACUCUGCCUGCGCUCUCCUCGGCGAGGUCGAGGUUUUGAAGGCGGCGCAGCAAGGGCGCCUCGGCAUCGCAAAGGAGCAUACGUGCGCCCUCGAGGUUGUCGAGAUUCAGCAGCCCCGCGCAGACGUGGCCGAGCGGUUCGGUCGGCUCGAGGUGGCGGACAGCAAGCUCCGCGCAGGCCCCAUUGGCAAGGCUUUCUUCAAGCCCACCACGAUUGAAGACGGCUGGGAAACCCCGGUCAUCGCGUCGCCCUACGGCGAAUCCGGCGGCUCGUGGCUGUAUUUUGAGCAGUCGCUCCUAGCCAACAUGCGGCCGGGGAUGAAGAUGGCGCUGACCAUUGUCGAGCUGGACGCGGGCAUUCGAUUCGUCAAGGCCGUGACGGACGUUGUGCCGACCUUUUACACUUUUUUGCCACAGGUGCUGAUGAAGUACUACAAGCAGCCGCGGGUGAAUGAGCGGCCUGCGCCGUCGGUGCAGGAUCCUCAUGCAGAGGAGGAGCAGCAAGCGCGCGAGGCCAAUGAAGACUAA